UCAGCGUCAUGCUCUCCACGGCUUCAGACGUCGCCUGGCGCAGCUCAACACCACGGCUAGUAGCAUGGACACACGGCCAAGUACAAUUCGAAGAGUUCGCAGUAGAAGGAGGCGCGCAAAUUGUUUUAGAGGCUCGCAUUCAAACUGGCUUGGUUGCUUUGGAUGACCUGUCUGCCAUGCCGGGACCUUGUCCAGCGACGUCGAUGUGCUCGUUCGAAGGAGGCAUAGACUGCGGCCUUGAACCUGACUUGAACAACGCACGGGACUGGGCUAUCGUAAAUGGUUCAAGUUUCGACCUUCGUGACCACAGCACAGACAGUACAGCGGGGCAUCUCCUAUACUUAAACACGACUUACGUAAACCAAAAGCUCCAUUCAUUUGGCAGGGUGUUUAUGCCCGAACGUGGCGCAACCGCCGCGACAUGCUUGACGUUCUGGUGGCGUGCUUUUGGCGCUGACAGCACUCUUAAUGUGUAUAGCUUUCGCCCGGGGACGGGACUUGGUGACCCUGCGCUCACAUUUGUGACAAGUGAAAAUCCUUGGUGGAAUGCUCGCACGAUUACUUUUUCAUCGGAGAAGACAUGGCAGGUUGCGUUUGAAGCACUUGUACCAGAAAUGACAUUGCAAGAAUCAGGAGUUCUUCUCGACGACAUCGAGCUGGUUGAUGGCGUUUGCCCUCACGAGAAUUUCUGCACUUUCGAGAGUCCUACGUGUCUACACUGGAGAAACUCAGACGAAAAUAACGCGACGAGACGCUGGUCGCUGCAGCGAGCCGGUCUAUCGCCUGUCACCCGAGACCACACUUUAAACUCGGACGAAGGUCACUAUCUGCUAUUCAAGGAGGAUGACCCAGGGCAGCAGGCCGCUCUUGUGUUGACGGAUCGGCGGUACCGCUGUGCUACCCUGUGGCAUUACAUAUCGAAAGAGCCAAACAACUUGACAGUCAUAGUCGGCGGAGUUCCUCUUGCAACAAGUACCAGUGGUGAAUGGAAGCUGGCCGUUUUUUCAGUCGACCCAAUAAAUACGGCAAUAUCAGCCAUUUCUGGUGGUAGCCCUGAUGCCUUCGCGGCUAUCGACGACUUGAAGCUUCUACAAUACCCCUGCUACACUACACCCACACCAGUCAAGCCGCCGUUUGUGUGCGCUGAAUCUGGAAAAAAGGUCCCUGCCCAAGCACGGUGCAACUUCAUCGCGGACUGCUCGGACGGCUCCGAUGAGCAGGACUGCGGUUCGUGCUCUUUCGAAAACGGCACCUGCGGAUGGUCAGUCGAUGGGCCAGAUGUGCUCCACCACGAUGAUUUCUCCUGGAAGAGGCAGAGGGCUGCGGCUGCUCUGGGACCGAUGAGAGACCACAGCACAAACUUGCAACGUGGUCACUAUCUCCUCCUGCGAGCGAGUAAACGAAUCGAAGGAAAAACGAUGGUGGCUGAGGCGUCCAGUCCUACACUGCACAACACGGGUCACCUGUGUGUCGUCAAAUUUUGGUUCUACUACCGGGCUCCAAAUAAUACGCAUAAGCUUCUGAUGGAGCUGCACGUUAACGGGUUUCAAAUUGUGGUCUGGGAUUCUCCGGAACUUGCUGAAAACCCACGACAAGGAAAGUGGAACGAAGGCCAAUUUCUGCUCGGACGUUACCGCUCAGCAGUGCAGAUAUUCCUACGAGGCUAUGAUUCUCCAACUGACGACAGCUACACUGCCAUCGACGACAUAUCUUUCCAAGGCUGCGACAUGCCAGUGCCAACGUCACAACAAAGUCCAGGAAUGUUCACAUGCAAGAACAGGGUUGCAGUCGUAAUGGAGCAUCGCUGCGACUAUGUCGACCACUGUGGUGACUUAAGUGACGAAGAGGAUUGCGACGAAUACAAGUUUAGGUGCAACUUCGAUUCGUCGUUCUGCGACUGGGCUCCAUUGGAGGCAAGCCAAGGUGGUGGUUGGACAAGAGUAAAACCUUUCCCAUACUUGACACGUGGACCAACGCGAGAUCACACAAGUGGAGGAAAAGACGGUUCUUUCCUGUACUUGAAGUCAAAAGCGAAGACUGUCGUCGCAUCACUUGUGGGCCCUCAGUUGAAUGCCACCACUCUUUGUGUGAUGCGUUUCUACUACACGAUACAAGGCCCGACCAACGCCGUGCUCACUGUAAAAACUCGGAGUACUGCCGACGGUGAUUUCAACGAUGUGUGGAAAAGCGACCGCCCUACUGAGUUCCGCCACUUCACUGAGGCAUUUGUGCCCUUCCACGAAGCUUCAGAUUUCGAGGUGUUCAUCGAAGGCAGCAUUGAAGGAGGAAGGAAUGCCCAAGGUUACAUAGCGAUCGAUGACAUCACUUUCCUUGACAGCUGUCAUGCUGCUUCAGGUCCGCUGCCAAAGCGGUCAGCUGAAACCACCACUUCCGCACCAUCAAACUGUUCACAUGGCGAGUUCGCCUGCCUGUCCGUCGCCUACUGCAUUCCAGCGAGCCAGCUGUGCGAUUUCCUCAAACAGUGUCCCGACGGCUCGGAUGAAAGCCACUGCGGUGCCUGCGACUUCUCGGAGGACUCGUGCGGUCUGCAGCCCGCACGCACGCAGAGCCAGCCACGUUGGACCCGUCUGUCAGCCCUCAUGGUUUCCAAUAACCGAAUGCGUUUCCCUUCGCUGCCUUGGGAAGACAGUGACCACAACGAGCGUGGUUUCUACGCUGCCUUCCUCAAGACAGACGCCGCUGUUCCCAGUGGUCGCAACACAGCCUUGAUGACACCGCAGCUGGGGGCGAUGGGUCAUGCGUGCCGGCUCACCUUCUACACAUUUCUGCCUAAACAGCACUUGCCGGUAUACGUUUCCGUGGACGUUGUGGAAACACUGACAGAUACGGACAAGAUACGCACUCUCAGGAAAAAGGUGCUACGUGCUUGGGAGUACGAAGCACAAGUUACGUGGAAGAUGCAGGCAGUGAAUGUCGGAAACCGACGCCCCAGCACCAGAUUCUACUUUUCUGCCGGCGAAAACGCCAGCAUCGACGACAUCGAGUACCAUCACUGCCACCCUGACGAGAAAAAGGAAGAAUCCGUUAACUGCACUUUUGAAGAAAAGAUCGGGUGCGGUUGGUACCCAGAGAACAUUGCGGACUCUGGUGAUUGGGAAAUAAUCUCUGGCAUCCCUUCCUUAGCCGUACCGGACCACACCACAGGAAAUGGGAUGUACUUGGCGUUGGAAAACUUCCAAGAGAGUAGUGUCGUGGCGCACAUGGUGUCAGCGAAAGUGAACGCUACCGGCACGAGUGGUCGCUGUUUUCGCUUGUGGUACCACAUGCAAGGGGAGAGCAAGAGUCGGCUGACUCUGCGGAUAUUUAAUGUGUCCGGCCCUGAUUCGAGCAUAUGGACCAAGAGUGGGCAUCAAGGAAACAUGUGGAUCGAAGCAACUGUAAACAUCAAGGUCAUGGAUACCCCGUUUCAGCUACUGCUUGAGGGUGAACUCCCGGGUUACAGUCCGGGUUUUAUUGGUGUCGAUGAUAUUUCAUUCGACGAGCGGUCAUGCCCACCGACCCUGACCUGCAACUUUGAAGAGGGACCAUGUGAUUGGACAUUAAAUGGCUGGGCAUUGGACACUGGUAAAAAUUUCAAGGUUGUUCCAAGUGAUCACACUACUGGAACAAACACAGGCACCUUCGCUAGGCUUGAUGGACAGAGUGGUCGCCUUGUCAGCGCAGCGCACGACUUGAGUUUGGCAGAGCGGAGGUGCUUUCGCUUUUGGCACUUUUUCACAGGCCAACGCGAAAUGACUCUAAGCGUAUAUAAGCACGCAGCCGCUCCAGAAGAGUCUCGAAGGCUUGUGUGGACCAUCAAUGGGGAAGAUCGACUUCCGAACCAGUGGUCAUCCGGAUCAGUUAAUAUAGCUGUCAACGAUACCUCAUCCAUGCGGCUCGAAUUGGAGGGCAAGAACCCAUCGGGAAAUGAGAGUGGGCUUGCUGUCGACGACUUGUUCUUGUCUGGGUGGGAAUGCCCUAGACCUGGCAGCUGCAGCUUCGAGGACGACCUUUGCAACUGGAGGAACGUCGGCGGUAUUAAGAACCUCUCCUGGGAACGGUGGUCGGGCCCCACACCAGACCGCAGUGGACCCGCGGCCGACCACACUGUGGGCUCAAGACAUGGUUACUUCCUAUUACUGGAUGCCGAAUCUGCCAGGAAGAAUCGUGUAGGUAUCCUUGAAAGUGAACUACUCCACUACUCGCCCAAGAGCUGCCUCCAGUUUUAUUACUAUGUGGAUCCAGCAGGUACCCAAGCAGAUCUUUCGGUCGAGUAUGCGAGGCGCGGAGAACCGUUUCGGCACGUUCAAGUGUUGGCCAAAGAAAGAUCUGCGGGAUGGAAACUUUUCCGAAGUGUUCAGAAUGGUUUGCCUGAAGCUUACAAUAUCCGGAUUUCCGGGUACCCCGGGAAUGAUGAAGCAUUUGACAUAGCCAUCGACGACAUCGAAGUGUUCGACCAUGACUGCACCGAAAAUAUUCCACAGCGCGACGAUUCAAAAGAAUUCCGCAACUCAACCACGUGGGAUUGUGACUUCGACAUGGAUUUGUGCUCUUGGAACCAAUCGGAAAGCAUGUGGUUCAUCCGGUCUGGUCGAACAGCUAUAUUGAAGGGCGAUGGCCCACAUGUGGAUUCGAAGCUCCGUUCGCCGGAAGGAAAGUACGCUUACUACUCGCCACAGUCGUCAUCACCUAGCAGCCUUCUCACAAGCGCGCCGCUUCAACCUUCAAGGCAAGACUACUGUAUUGAGUUUUGGUACUUCUUCUACAGCCUGGCACCCGCGCGUCUGCUCAUGGGUCUAACAAAUGCAGACUCAAGUAGCAUCGAUCGAGUCAGCUGGCUUCAGCAGCGGGGAUUCGACCGCACUUGGCGGAGAGGAUCGUUCGUCGUGCCGAGCAAGGACGUCGCCGGGAAACGCCUGGCCAUGCACGUGCAGCAGCAGGAGGAAGACCUUGCCCUGGCAGAGGUCGCCCUCGACCAGAUGCGUGUGGCUCCAAGUGGGAGGUGCAGGCAUCCAGCUGGCUCCCUGUGCGACUUUGAAGGUGACGGUUUCUGCGGCUUCCAAGUGGACAGCACAGGAGGAGGGAAGUGGCGACUGGCAGGGGGAAGUAAGGAUGCACUCGCAAGUCAGUACAGCGACCACACAUUCGGAGAUUUUCACGGAGGCCACUUCUUGCUCCUACAUCUCAACGAGCAGAAGCCAAAACAAGAUUCUCCUUACGUAGCAACACUGGUCCUACCUGACCAGCCGCCAACGAAGGGGCGCUGCCUGACUCUGUGGUACUUCGUAGAUGGCACCGGUGUAGGACACCUGAACGUUUCGGUACGAGCACCGGGAAGCACGAUGCCUACCUUGCAGGACGUGCUGUUCGGGAUCCCCUCAACUGGAUGGCGGUAUGCAAGUGCAACGGUGAAGUCGGCUUCGAUGCACGAGGUUCUCCUGACAGCCGAGGUGGAACAGGGCGGUCUGGUAGCGGUGGGACUUGACGACAUAUCGCUUAGUGAAGGGCAAUGUCCCGAGAACGGGCACUGUGACUUCGAAGGGCCUGACAUGUGCGGGUGGGAAAACGCUGACUCUGGCGUGCAAAGAAUGUGGGUGCGAAAUCGAGGUUACACCCCGAAGUCGUCUUCCGGACCCCGCGCCGACCACACUCUGGGAACUCGUGAUGGGACAUACGUGUACUUGGAUGGCAGAACAAGAAGAGACGAGAAAAUUUACACCGGCAUACUCAAAUCUCAGCGCUGGACUGGAAGCAGCGCUUACUGCUUUUCCCUCUGGCUCCACAUGGGUGGCACAGCCGUUGAGCCUAGCACCGGCUCAGUACGCGUGAUCGUUGCCUACGUCAACGAGUACAGCAGAGAAAAACGGGAAUCCGUUAUAGUGGUCACGGGAAACCAAGAGAAGCGAUGGCACCAAAAGAAGGUUACGAUCAGUCCUGUUAGCAGUUCCUCUGUGGAAUUUGUGGAAUUUAGUGUUCUUAUUGCUGGAACAACUGGAGGGUCCCAAGGAGGAAACAUCGCUAUAGAUGAUAUCAAUAUGAGCCAUGGUCCUUGCCACGAAAGCUUGGAAACGAAGUUCCGAUGCCACGACGGCAUUACCCUUGUGAACAUUUCUCAGGUGUGCGAUUUUAAUGAGGAUUGCCCGGUAAGUGGUGAUGAUGAACAACUGUGUGGACAGUGCGACUUUGAUCUUGACACUUGUGGCUGGUUCAGUGAACAUGAUUCUGCUAGUUGGAACUGGACGAUAGCCAAAGAUGUCGAAGUCAACUCACCUCUACCGCGAAAGGACCAAAAUAUGGGGGAUGCGCAUGGCGGUUAUGUUUACACUGCCUGGCGUGAUCACGUCAUCGAAGCAGGAAAACUUCUGCACAGCCCUAAUAAUACGUACCGCCUAAAGCGCUCCGGAAAAGACUGUACCCUGUCCUUUUGGUAUUUCAUCUCUGGGUAUUCCGCUGAGCUCAAUGUGCACAAGUACAUUCUUGACCACGACGCUAUACUAUGGUCAGUCGAAAAAGGAGGAGGAAAUGUAUGGACGAAGGGGCAAGCAACAAUUGGGCGCAGCCAAUCGGAAUUUUCUCUGGCCUUCGAGGCUGAUUCCUGGAUGUCAACAUCGAAAGCGUUUAUUGCUGUCGACACCGUUAGCUUUGAAAACUGUGCUUUGCCAACCUCUUCCCCUGGGAACUGCACUGAAUCGCACGAUUUUAUGUGUCCAGAAAGCAAUGUUUGCAUCAGAAGAAGCCAGCUGUGCGAUCAUGUCGACGAUUGUGGUGACGGCUCAGACGAAGCCGCGGAUAUCUGCCAGAAUUACACAAGUUGCACAUAUGAGCCAGGAGCUGAUCCCUGUGCCUGGCAGUCCGUGAGACCAGAACACAAGGCACAGUCCCUUGUGUGGAACAUCUACACUGUUCCAUACUUAAAGUUCGAUCGAAACACGGGCCCGCACACCGAUCACACGAUGGGCGGUCUCGGUGCGGGCCGCGUGCUUUUGCUUCGACCCUCGGAACGGGGCCAUUUUAACAGCACGGCUUUUUACAGAAGUCCCAAUUACGUCGCCGAUAAUGAAGGCUGCUCAGUGAGGUUUCACUACUUCAUUCACGGCCAGGACGUUGGCGGAAUCGCUCUUUUUGCUCAGUACCAGAACUACACAGAAAAGUCGCAAUGGGAGAGUCUCUACGAAGUCAAGGGGCCGAGGGACCAAAGUUGGAUUCGAGCUUCAGCCGUUCUUUAUAGCAAUAAACCCUUUUGCUUUGUCAUCGAGGGAUCAGUAGGUGUUGGCUACGCUUCUGACAUAGCAAUAGAUGACAUUUCCGUAAGCCCCGGCUGCAUGUCGUACAAUGGCACGCUUCCUAAUCCAGCUCCUCCGCCCAUGCCAAAAUGCAGGCAUUUUCAAUUCGCAUGCAGCGAUGGCGGGUGCAUUCCAGACCAUCAGGUGUGUGACUUUGAGGUAGAUUGCGCGGAUGGCUCAGAUGAGGAAAUGUGUGGACCAUGCAACUUUGAAAAUGGCACUUGUGGAUGGAUUGACGUAAGUAGAGGAGCAAACGGAUGGCAAAUAAUGCAAGCCAAAGAUCUAGUAGAACCAGAGAGUGACCACUCUACGCAGAGCGCAGUUGGUCACCUGGUGACUUUAAAGACUCAAAGGAGUUCUUCCAAGGCGGCCAUGCUACUUAGCCCAGUGCUUCCGCCUUCUUCAUCGCGAUGCUCAAUGAGCUUCUGGUACUACUACAACGACAACCUGGCCGCUGUAAAGCUCAACGUACUUUAUGUCUUGUCCGAAAAUACGAGUUCGGUACUUGCUGAAGUUACUCCGUCCAUCGGAUGGACAAAAACUGUGUUGGGGGUUCCACGACGAGAAACAAGAGACGCAAAGAUUGCAUUCCACGCUAGCAUAAUGAAGUUGAACAGAAUGCGGAACAUUGGCAUUGAUGACAUAUCUUUCUUAAACUGCCGUCCUAGCUCGGUACUGAUAGAUUGCUCAUUUGACCACGUGAUUAACAGCAACAGUUUCUGCCAUUGGCAGAACACCAGGAAUGAAAGUGAAGCAUGGAAAGUUGUGUUUCCAAGAAAUAGCUAUGACGGCGUAGGCCCUACCGCUGACCACACAAGUGGUCGGGGUGGCUAUGCCAUAUUUUAUUCGAAAGGUACAGUCACAACAAGUAUUGCUUCUCUUGAAAGUGCCGAAAUCCGGCCAUCGGCAAACAACUUGAGCUGCUUAACCUUCUGGUAUUCUAUGAACAAUGGCAAUGAACUCAGCUUGGUUAUAGAAGCAAAAUCCGCCCGAAAUUCAGCCGUCAAAUUUGACAAGAAAGGUGCUGACACGUCCGGGUGGAAUUUUGGGGAACUUCCAGUUUCGCUUCAAGAACAUUACACAUUCACAAUUUCCGCAGUGUUAUCCAGCAAAGCAAUAGAGGGAGCAUUCAUUGCAAUUGAUGACGUCACAUUGUCAGAAGGUCCAUGUCGUCGAGAAGGUUUCUGUGAUUUUGAAACAGAUUUUUGUAACUGGAAGCUUGAAAAGCAAGGGCUCAGCGAUGGCUGGAAACAAAUUUCGGCGGCGACGGAUACUGUGGUCGGUCCGACCCACGACCACACUCUGGGUACUGCUUACGGUCACUACGCUUUAGUUGUACCUAGGCGUCAAGGAGAUAGAGCCUCAUUGUAUUCACCAGUCCUGGAGAAGUCACGUUACCGUUGCCUUCGAUAUUGGUUCAACAUGGCUGGCAAUGGUGCUGGAACGCUUUCAGUUUACCAGCGGCUAAACGGAUCAUCUAGCAUUGAUGACCUGAAACCUGCAUGGAGUCGUUCGGGAGAUCAAAUGGGAGCUUGGCGUCGAGGUCAUGUCACACUGCAUAAUCUGCUUCGAUACCAGGUGGUCAUUGAGGCGUUCACAACGACAGCAAAUACAAGUAGUUACUCGCAUAUUGCUCUAGACGAUGUGGAGUUCAGCUUCGAGCCAUGUGAAGACACAGUUACAUGCUCUUUCGAGAGUGAUGCCUGUGGUUGGCUCAGCGACACAAACAGCUCGAAGAUGCCUUGGAUAAGAACGACUGGUUAUAAAAGUGUGGCCGUAGGAGGACCAGACUUAGACGUGACUACGUCGAGUUCUUAUGGAAGUUACAUGCUGGCGAAGGUCGGUAACACAAAUGGACGUACUAAAAUAAUUUUGCUGUCUGACUAUGUGGAUGUUCAACGACAAAACAGUUACUGCUUUUCUCUAUGGUACAUUUUCUAUGAUACUACAGACUCUUCACUCCUGGUCAUGAGUGAAAAAGAUGGCGAUACGAAUCCUGAGCUUUUGUUGAACUUGACUGAUGGACAGACUUGGGCAAAGGAAGAGGUCGUAGUGCUGACAGGUGAAGAAGACCAGAGGAGCUUUCAAAUAAUUGCGCAAUCUGACAGGAAAGCUAACCAGUCCGCUCUAUCAGGAAUCGCCAUAGAUGAAGUAGAAUUUUUUUAUGGAAGCUGUAAAGAAGGCAGAAGGCCAUCAACUGUUGAAAGAUCUUCACUACGCUACCCUCCUCACCCUCUUGACUGCGACUUCGAGCAGAAUGACUGCGCAUGGACGAAUGGCACUACAAGCGGUACUAGUGUCUGGUUGCGUAAGCUUUCCACCGGCGGCGGUAAUCUUGGACCUUGGCUACCAGAAACUGACCACACGACAAAGUCUGUUUACGGAAGCUUUGCGUAUCUGGACUUCGCGUCUACUGUAGCCUUUGAGCAACUAUCAAACGAUAAUGCUAUACUGGAGAGUGAAUUUCCGCUCCACGUAGACCGAGACGGUGCGUGCCUGAAGUUCUGGUUCUUUGCGCUUGGCGAAACUGUUGCGCCAUUGACCCUUCGAGAAAGAGAUGCGGUAACGCGGGCCUCACGUGUGGCAUGGACGAACUUUGGUUCAAAAGGACCCCAAUGGACCUACGCACGUGUGCAUUUCGAGGGUGACAGCGCUGUGUUCUUGAGCUUUGAGGCCUCAAAGGUUCAAGGUGGCUAUACGGCUCUCGACGACAUUGCAGUGAACGUUGGUCCAUGUCCGACGCCACCACUGUGUGACUUUGAAGCUGAUGACUGUGGCUGGCGCGCCAGGGAUGGCAGCGUACAGCUUCACUGGGAGAGACUUCCUGCUGAGGACGCUAUUGGAAGCAAGGAUCACACCUUUGGUUCUGAAAGCGGGCACGUUCUCGCCGUGAAUACGUCGAAACAAGGGGCAGAGAAAGGUGCAACAGUCACAGCGUUUAGCGAAACACAAGAAGCUAGGAGCAGCGGAUGCGCUCGGUUUUGGUACCAGUUAAGCAGUGGACACAAGCUGUCACUGGGCACAAGUCAAGGAGGAACACUAAGACCCGAAGCCAUGUUCAGAAAGAGUCAGUUACACGGAAGUGGUGUCUGGCAUUCAGCUCAGGUCAGCCUAAAAUACAUUCCAACAAUGCCAUUCGAGUAUUACCUGCAAGUUACGUUGGAUUCAAAGGGAGGAGUCGCUGCUGUGGAUGACAUCCAGCUCCUCAGUCACUGCUCAAAUCUGGGCUCUUGUGAUUUUGAAACAGACUUCUGCCUUUGGGAAAACGAGCCAGUGUCUUCCGGGUCAGCUUUGUGGGGCAGAUUCACCGGUCGAUCUCACAUGUUUGGGCCAGAGGUGGACCACACAUUCAGUGAGUCAUUCGGCACUUACGUGGCCAUUAAGAACAACAUAAACACCACCGAUCUUCCAUCUGCUCUUGUUUCUCCUCUUCUGUCAAAAUGUGACAUCUGCUUCAGUUUUUGGUCUUACCACGUUGGAUCUGUGCCGCACAUGCUGAAUCUGUUUCUUAGAACAGAAUCAGGAGACGAUCCUGUUGAAUACUCCGCCACUGCUGAUGUGAGCGGCCGAUGGGUGAAAGCUCAAACAAACAUCUCAACAACUGCGGAAGAGUGUCGCAUCGGCUUCAGUCUGACUUUUCCUGCUUUCCGUUCUUCCCUCCUGGCACUAGACGAUUUCAAUGUUGUUACUGGGCGCUGCAAGCCUUUGGAAGACACAAAUCACCCUGAAUUCAGCUGUGACAACGAGACAAAGCACCUGACACGUGAUCGGAUAUGCAACUUCGAAAAUGACUGUGCUGAUGGCGAAGAUGAGCAGUAUUGCGGUACUGAGUGCAGCUUCGAAUCUAAAGACACAUGUUACUGGAAAGUGAGUGGUACGGGAGCGAAGUGGUCUCUUGAACAGGCGAGGAACAACAGCUUAGCCGAGCCAACACAAGACCACACCACAGGGACAAAAGAUGGUAGUUUUCUCCGCUUCAGAAUUAAAUCUGCGUACGAUAACGAACGCUCCGCUGUGAUCGUUAGCCCAAACCUCAUUGACGCAUCUCCCACCUGCACGCUUGGAUUUUGGUACUACUCCACUCUUACAUCACAACGCGCAAUUAUUAAGGUGACGUACGGGUUCCUUUCUAAGUUAAGACUACAAGACACGACGAUACUUUUAAUGAGUGGACACAAUGUAACUUUCGAGCGGAAAAAGUGGAGGUACGCGACGGCGCGAAUAGGAAGAGUUUCGGAGCGAUUUUCCGUUAAGUUCCUGGGAAACUUCAAGUCCUUUGACAAGACGUUUCUAAUAGACGAUCUCAAGUUCUCACACUGCAACAGGAAUGAAGCUGUAUGGGUAGCAGGAGCAGGAAAGUGUCCACCACGUUUUUUUAGUUGCGCCAAUGGAAACUGUAUCCCGAAAGAAACCGUAUGUGACUUUAACGACGAUUGCGGGGACCUGAGCGACGAGCGGUUGAGCCCCAGAGUGAAAUGCACAUCAUUCCCUGCUCGUUGCGAUUUUGAAGAUGGUGUUUGUGAUUGGAAAGUAGAAGAUGCAGCUUGGGGGAGGCGUCUAAAUGAAAGAGAUGAAAGCAUGCGCAUUAACGACGACCUCAGAGAUCACACUACGAACUCGCUGUACGGAAACUUCUUGCGAUUGUCGUUUGCAGAUCAAUCACUUAAAAGUGGAAUAUUUUCUAGUCCAAUUAUAGCUGUGACAAAAGAUGCUGAGUGCUCUUUACGUUUUUUUUAUACAUACCAAACAAGAUUCACCCACUUGGACUACAGGCUGUAUAGCCUCAGCGCCGGAAGCUUGGCAGUGUACGUUCGUUUUGAUCUUCUCGGAGAAAAGCGCAUUGUUUGGAAAACGUCUAAUGUAUUUGGGCAAUACUACGAACGGAAAAUAAUUGCUCUGAAAACAUUUGAUGGCCCUAUGCAAAUUUUGAUUGAGGCAACUGCUGGUACCGACCUGAAUGGAGCCUGGGCUAUUGACGACAUUUCGUUCACAGACGGCUGUGCAGUUUCAUCUCUGGUCUCUCUACCUGUACUAGCAUCAGAAGCGACGACAAAGGCACCAUACAGUUUAUGCAGCUCUGAAGAAUUUGCUUGCCCAGAACGAACAUGUAUUUCUUUAUCUCGAGUCUGUGAUUUUGUUGAAAAUUGUCAAGGUGGUGCUGACGAGGAGAACUGUGCAACCUGCAACUUUGACAGCGGCACCUGCGGCUGGCAAGAUGUGAGCUCUGGCAGGUACUUGUGGGAAAGGCUUCAAGCUGGCCGCAAUAGUACCGAUCCAAGUUCAGACGUUUCAGGCAAAGGAUUCUUUAUGGGCGUUACCGCGGGGUAUGGAGUCGUUUCUAGCAGUGCUGUUUUGAAAUCGGUUCUGCAUGGCGCUUCCAGUGGUUCGUGCUACUUACAAAUGUUUUACUAUGCCAAUAACGUGGUCCCAGGUACGGACAUUUUGAAGCUAAGUAUUCUAGAAGAAAAUUCAUCGUCAGAAACAGUCCUGCUAGCGCUGCGAUCCUCUGAAAGCGACAAGUGGAACAAAGUUUCUGUGGAAAUUGGCCGUCGAGUGCGGAGGGGAUGGUCGUUAAAGCUUGAGGCCACACCAUCUACUCCACAAACUGCAAUUGCUGUGGACGAAAUCAGCUUAGUUAAGUGUGACCGGUCUCCUCUUGGCAGUGACUGCGAGUCUAAAGGUGAGCUGUCUUGCAAAGAGCCUCGCGGCAUUUGCUAUAGCAGAUCCCAGCUUUGCGAUUGGAAUUUAGACUGUCCGGAUGGUUCAGACGAGUUGGACUGCAGCAGUUUUCCAGAAAGGUGCAACUUUGAGAAUGGGAUGUGUGGUUGGACAGAAGAACUCAAUCAAGGCCAUGCACGCUGGCGCGUCACUAGCGGUGAUAAAUUAUCAGAUUACGAUGAGCCUACAUUCGAUCACACGCUUGGAAACUCCUCCGGGCAUUUCCUAUUCCUUAGAAAAGAAAACCUUGAGAAAAGUCAUGCCAGUUUGAAAAGUGUUCAUUUCAAAAGGACAACGACGCGGAAUUGUAGGCUUCGUUUUUGGUACGUGAUUUCGGAGAACGCCGCACUGGACAUCAAUAUUUUAGACUUGCAGUCGAAUGAGCUUCACAGAAUACAUCAACUCUGCGGAAACGACACUGUUUAUGGGUGGCGAAGAGUUGAUGCAAGUUUGUCUUGCCCAAGUGACUUUCAAGUUGUUCUGAAUGGAUGGCCCGAAGGCACCAUCGCAAUUGACGAUGUCUCAUUCACACCAGACUGUUUCAUCUCACAGUCUUCUGUCGUGCCGACAGUUUCACCAGGAAAUAAGUGCAAUGAUGAAACAGAAUUCAGAUGUAAGGACAACAGCUGUGUUUUGAAAGAACUGGUUUGUGAUUUCAAACCAGAUUGUCCGUUUGGCAGCGACGAAGCACAAUGUCCUUCUUCAUGCAGCUUUGAGCAUGGAGACUGUGGUUGGAGCAGCCCAAAUUUGCCUGAGAGAGCGAGCUGGCGUUCCUUGACAGCCAUGGAAGCAAGAGAGCGCAUAAAAAGCAGCCCCGCUUUGGACGUAACAAAAAAUAGCUCUUCCGGUAGUUAUCUCUUCUUCUACAUGGCCCAUGAUGGCGACAAGAUAGACGAACCAAUAAGAAUGCUCACCAAAACUUUCCAACAGUCUACUCCUGACUGUAAAAUAUCAUUUUAUCAUUGGCUCACGAUUCCUGUCAUACAUGUGCGACUACUAGUUAUGGCUGACGGUUCUGAAGACAUAUUAUUGUGGGAACGCACAUCCAAUAAAUUGGCUAAAUCUUGGAUUUUCGAGUCGAUUGGCGUUGGACGCCGAAGCGGCCGCUUUCGUCUCGCUUUUGAACUUGACUCGCCAUCCAGAGGCGGUGGGCUACACUUUGCUUUGGACGAAGUACAUUUUGUAGAUUGCGGCUACCCUAAAAAUAAUAAGUUCUCUGGCGAACCCUGCUCAAAGAAAGACACGUUUAGGUGUAAAUCGCGAAAAUUCUGCAUCGCUAGUGAAAAGACGUGUGACCUUUAUGACGACUGUGGUGAUGGAAGCGAUGAAGUAGGAUGUAAAAACCAAAGGGUGACUUUUGAGGAUGAGAACACUGGCGUUCUUGCAUUUGAAAAUCCAAACAGAGAGGAUAGCGAAGGCCCGUCACAGUUUGUACGUGGAAGGUCCCCGUUACGAAAGGACCACGACACGGGACCGCUUUUUGAUCACACAACAUUCAACAGGUCUGGGGUAUACGUGGAGUUUGGUGGGGCCUUUCACGGUUUCAACAAGAUGGCCACACUGUCUUCCCUCACUCUACUACCCGGCAGCUGCCGCGUGUCCUUCCACUCGUAUAUGUUUGGUCGUCAAGUAAAUUUGUUGACCCUUUAUUUACGGUAUUUCAAGAACAGCAGCAACUCGGCGAAGGAAGUCUGGCGCCAAGAGGGUUCAAAAGGAGACUUUUGGGAACGUCACCAUGUGGACGUGACGGAAGGGAAAGACCGACAGCUUGUGUUUUCCGUGCGUACUGGAAAAGGACCAGAAGACGUCAUAGCCCUUGAUGACAUAAGCUUCAGCGAAGACUGCAGGUUUACGAUGAAAAGUCUCGUGGAUGAAUCAAGUGCCUCUAGCUCGUCUACAACAGCUAAUCCGAAAUCAGGACACUGUGACCAGCAAGAGUUUGCCUGCCUCUCCGAUGGCGUAUGUCUGCCUUCUGACCGUGUGUGCGACUUCCGCAAGGAUUGCACUGACGGCAGCGACGAAACAAAUUGUGUGCAACCGAGCUGUGACUUCGAGAAUGCUUAUCUUUGCGGGUGGGCCGUGACGAACAACGCUUCGCUGUUGGUUCCCGUUCCUGCAACUGGACGGUUCACCACCUAUUCGCUGGAAAACGAAUUCACAUGGAAGCAUAUUCAGGCCAAUGACCCGUCUGACAGGGCAAACAUCGCUAUGCGGCCUGAGAUGGAUCAUUCGGAAGGCACCGAGCAGGGUUGGUACGUUCUGGCUAACUCGGCGUACGGCAGACCGACCGACGCCAGUCUGCUGUACUCGCCGCAUCCACUGUCGCGCACGGCGGGCACCUGCCGGCUCCAGGCAUGGCACUACUGCUCCGAUGACUGUCCCCUCCAGCUGCUAGUCUACUCAUCUGGGUAUGGUGUCCACGAGAGGCCAUUAUGGACCGCCUUCCGCAUGCGCCCGAAGGAGUGGAUGCAAGUGAAGGUGCCACUCGGAAUCGUUCGAGGCGCUCGUCUUGCGUGGCGUGCUUGGAGGGGCAGAAAUCAGCGGCUUGUUCAAGCUCUCGACGAACUAAACUUUCUCUCCUGUGAUCCACCAACAGAUCGAGGCUCCACUUGCCCUGAAGAUAAGUUCAGAUGCAUCAAGGACAACUGGUGCAUUGAAAGAAGUCAGCUUUGUGAUCAAACGUGGGACUGUGAGGAUGGUAGUGACGAGACAACCGUGGCAUGUUCCUCAAUAAGGAGUAGGUGUUCCUUUGAAGAUGUUCACUGUGAAGAUUGGGCAAACGACGCAGCCAGAUAUGCUGAGCUACGAUGGUCAAGAAGGAUCGCUCCUGUGGCAGAAAGCAGCUUACCCAUGACCGAUCACUCCACAUCAAGCGGCCAAGGUGCUUAUGUGGCUGUGUACAGUCCUUGGGAUGAGCCAGCGGAGGGGACCAGCCGCGCUCGCCUGGCAUCUUACGUCAUCAGCGCAGCCCCUAGGCUUCCUUGUCACGUGCGGUUCUGGUAUAACGUGCCCAAACGAGGAGUCGCACUGGACGUGUACCGCCAGACGAGCUCAGAAACCGGCGGGGAAGAUCACAUAUUGACGCUGCCGGUGACAGGAGAAGAUAACUGGGAACGCGCUGACAUCGAUCUCGGAAGCCACGAGGAAGUAUUCAGGGUUGUCAUAGAAGCGGUGUUCAGUAGCAAUGCAACACACCAGGGUGCCGCCUUAGAUGACAUCACCAUGACCGACGGCUGUCGAAGAGCGGAUCGUGAACUGCCUGGAAAAGCCCCAGCGAGUCAAACGAAUCCGAGCACGGAAUGUGGUCCGGAGCGUCUCUCUUGCGACUACGGGGGCUGCUACUUGCCUUCGCAGCGGUGCAACUUCAUUGUGGAUUGCAAGGAUGCCUCUGACGAAAGUGGCUGCGGAGCGAGCUGCAACUUUGAGAAAGACCUUUGUGGCUGGUUCAGCUCUUUGUCCGAAGAGGAGAAGUGGUACAGAACGCUCGGAGACACGAGUGAUCACACUUUAGGAACUACUGAGGGCCAUUACCUGAGACCAGGCAUCGGCCUCCAGAAACAUUCAUCUGGUGCGCGCGCACAACUCCAUUCCAACAUUUUCAAAGAAUCAGGACCAGAGUGCAUCUUCUCGUUCUGGUUCUAUUCCGCCGACAAGAUAAACAUGUCCUUCCUCAACGUUUAUGUGAAGCAAGCCAAGGUUGCACCAAAGGUGGAGAAAGUUUUAUCAUUAGCUGAGAAUGCCAUGACCCAGAAACGUUGGAUGCCGAUUAAAAUCAAUGUCGGCAGGCGAGUUGCGUUUGGUAUGAUCGUGGAAGCUGUGUGGGGCUCAAGUGGUCAUUCAAGCCUUCAUCUUGAUGACUUCCUCUACCAGAAAUGCAGGCCAGACCACCAUGCCAGCAGCUGCGCGGAGAGUGAAUGGAUGUGCGCCAACCUGGCCCAGUGUGUUUCCCAGUUCGAACGCUGUGACGGGAAGAGAGACUGCUCGGACGGCAGCGAUGAGCGGGACUGCGUCCACGGAUUUGGGGACUGCAGCUUCGACGAAGAAGACUGGGCAGCGGCCUGCAACUGGACAGUCGACGACAUUGGCGGACAACCAUCCUGGAAGCGAGCAAAGGAAUCGCACUCUGAGGACACGGGACCUCCAAGCUCUCAUCGUGGAACACCAGGAACCUAUUUCCUGCUCGCCAACAGUACCGAGCUGCCACUGGGGUCGGUAGCAGUUGCCCGCACGCCUCAGUUCCCAGCAAGCCAAAACAAGUGCCAUCUCAGGUUCUGGUAUUUCAUGAGAGGUUCACCAUCCAUGCAGUUUCUCCGGGUAGAGACAGAGGGUGGCGGCUCGAGACUGCCCAUGUGGCAAGAGCUCGGACCUCAGGGAUCCCUGUGGGCGUAUGCGCACGUGAUGAUCGGUCACCCGCAGCCAUUCGCGGUCGCCUUCCUUGCACAGCGUGGAGGCGACGCACUCACUGACAUCGCCAUCGACGAAGUGACCUUCACACCUUCUUGCCUGCUAGGAGGUACUGAUCAUACCGAAAAACAUCCGUCCUUGUGCACCCGAGACGAGUUUUUGUGCGCGGACAAGAGGAUGUGCCUCCCCCGAAGUUUCGUUUGUGACUGCGAUAACGACUGCGAAGACGGGAGCGAUGAAACAGACUGUGGAAUGACAUGUAAAGCAGGAGCAACAACAGCUAGUGGGAAAGCGACCGGUCGCCCACUGUCCCCGGCUUCUUGGUCAGUGUACUCAACGCCAAGCUCGCUUUGCGCUGCUCCCGGCGCAUUCAGCUGCGGUAGUCGAAAUGGUCCUUGUAUUCCUGGUCUGCUUCUCUGCGACGGUGUGCCUGACUGCCCGAAUGCAGAGGACGAAUGGCAAUGUGAUGGCAAAGGCACUUGCCCUGAUGGUUACUACUACUGCCGGGACCCUUCCUCCUGUUUGCACAAAUCCAAGCUGUGCGAUGGCCGUGCCGACUGCAACGACGGAUCAGAUGAAUCUCUUUGCAACGCCUGCCCUGAUUACUUUUGUCGCAACGGAGGCAGCUGCAAGCUGGCACGAAGGACAGGUGCUCCGCAGUGCGGCUGCCUAGGCAUCUUUGGGGGAAACCGCUGCGACCGGGAGUUCACAGUGGGACCUCCAUCUCCAGUGGCGCAGACCCACGUGGCUGGUUGGUCCUACGGGGCGCCUCUUAUAAUUAUUUUUAUGGUUGCUUCUGUCAUCGUGGCCGUCUAUUUUUGGAGAAGAAGAGUGUCAACAGGGGAGGAAACUGCGCCUGUAACGAUCAACAACCCAACUUACGGGCUGUACCUCGAUGAAGGAGACACCAGCACAUCGGCAGUUAACCCCCUCUGCAGCGACUGUUGAAGGAAUGUUGUGGCUGACGUCAGUGUUUUUCUUAAUCUCUAAUCAUAUUCUACCUGAAAGGUAAAAUAAAAUAUACCUCGGAAA
Dermacentor andersoni is the source of this 18437-nucleotide messenger RNA. Its product is annotated as MAM and LDL-receptor class A domain-containing protein 1-like. Gene Ontology annotation, molecular function: protein binding. Gene Ontology annotation, cellular component: membrane. The record is from RefSeq and is a predicted model, not a curated record. NCBI's taxonomy places the organism in Eukaryota, Metazoa, Arthropoda, Arachnida, Ixodida, Ixodidae.